Molecule: messenger RNA, 321 nt
Organism: Clunio marinus
Lineage: Eukaryota; Metazoa; Arthropoda; Insecta; Diptera; Chironomidae
Source: the annotation of a GenBank genome assembly
AUGACAAUGUCAACUUAUAAAGACAACUGGAAAAUUGCAGACUUUAAGCUGUUCAGUCUUCAAAUUAAUCCAAAACCAUUUGAAAAUUAUGAAAUUGAAGACCAGGAAGCUUCGGAGAACUCUUUCCUAUGCGCUGCCACAAAAAACUGCUAUGCGGAAUCAGUUUUUCCUAUAGCAGUUCGUGUGGUGACGAUAAUAGGUGCGUGUAGGAACCUUAUUGAGAAAUUACCAAUUGAGAUUAAAAUUGCUGAUCAACAGAAUUCAGUAGCUCUUAGUUCACCUUCAUUACAAAUUCAAGCACACAUUUCCAUCUCUCUGUAA